AUGCUUGCUCUUCGCACACUCGGUACAGUCCGACUUCAUUCUAUUCGAUGUGCUACGACAUAUAGUCAGAUUCCCACCCAUGCGGGCAAGACGCCUCCAACCCUUGAGGAGUUCGACCCCCUCAAUCCUGGAGAAUGGCAGCUCGGAGCUGCUGGUAAAAUUCUUCCUCGUCUCCCUGAGGGAACAAGAGUGGGCAAACUCGUGAUGGGCAAGUAUGGUUUGUACGAUCCUCAGUUGAGAAAGAGGGUUGAAGUCUAUUCGAAAGCCCUUCUUGAUGGAAAGAAGUCUGAAGAGGCAGGUCCGUUUGAUCGAGCUCUAACCAAAAUGGUGAAGUUGUUUGGUUUCAUGUGCCUAAUCAUCGGCAUCUACAACCUUUUCACCCUCGCUUACGGAAAAUUGCUCCCACCGUAUACCUACUUGAAGGAAUCGAAGUAG
Messenger RNA from Ostertagia ostertagi, 435 nucleotides. Lineage: Eukaryota; Metazoa; Nematoda; Chromadorea; Rhabditida; Trichostrongylidae. The record is from the annotation of a GenBank genome assembly.